Closterium sp. NIES-65 is the source of this 903-nucleotide messenger RNA. NCBI's taxonomy places the organism in Eukaryota, Viridiplantae, Streptophyta, Zygnematophyceae, Desmidiales, Closteriaceae. The record is from the annotation of a GenBank genome assembly.
AUGGCUACCCCUAGUGUCCUAGCUUUUGACGCUGAGGGUCGCGCCAUUGACUUUGAGGUCUGGGUAGACGACCUGCAGUUGUUUUUACAGUGCGAUAGGGCAGACGGCCUCUCCCUCUUUGACCUUACCUCUGGCGCCUCUCCUGCUCCUGCUGCUGAUGCUGAUCCCACUGUGCGCUCUCAGUGGGCCACCCGCGAUGCUGCUGCACGUCUUGCUGUGCGUCGCCACCUCCCUACCUCUGAGCGCGCACACUUUAGUCACUACAAGAGUGCUCAGACCUUGUACGACGCUGUAGUUGCGCGCUACUCCUCCCCUGCCACUGCUGCACUGAGCCUCGCACGCCUCCCUGACUCCCUUCGCGUAGUCAGGGACCACUUUCUCGCAGUCUGUCCCACCACCCUCACCGUCGACGUCCUCGAGAAGGCCCUCCAAGCAGCGAAGAAGAGCAUAGUCGCUGUAGGAGCUUCUCGUGGAGACCCUCGCACCCCCAUCUUUGAGGGGUGCUCUCCUUCCCCCUUGCUGCCCUCUGUUGCCUCUGCUGCUGCUGCCGACCUGCUUGGUCUUGAGUCGGUCGGCGCGGCGUCUGCCCCUAGUGGGAGACGUCGCUCUUGCAAGGGCAAGGGGGGCAAGGAUGCGGGUGGAGCUGGAGGGGGCGGUGGCGGUGGCGGCGGAGGCGGCGGAGGGAGUGGGGGUGGCGGCAAGAGUGGUGGCGGGGGUGGUGGUGGUGGUGGCAGCAGCGGCGGAGGCGGCGGUGGUGGUGGCAGCGGUGGUGGUGGUGGCAGCGGCGGAGGUGGAGGCGGCGGAGGAGGCAGCGGAGGAGGCGGUGGUGGUGGAGGGGGUGGAGCUGGUCGGGGUGGUACCCAGCAGCGGAGCGGCGGUGGUGGUGGCCAGCGCUCGCAAUAG